Molecule: messenger RNA, 221 nt
Organism: Dentiscutata erythropus
Lineage: Eukaryota; Fungi; Glomeromycota; Glomeromycetes; Diversisporales; Gigasporaceae
Source: the annotation of a GenBank genome assembly
AAAGAGAAAAGCGUGAAGAGCAAAAAUUCUUUAAUGAACCCAAAAUCAAGAAAGCAAAUUUUCAGCAUGAGCUAUCUUCAAUAGUACAGCUAAAAAUUGAUCUUGAAGCUAGUCCAGGUCCUCGAACCCAAGCUCAUCAUGAAGAAGAAGAAAUCAAUGAAACUAUAAAUUUGGCAGUAGAUACUUAUAAAGCAUUAGAAAAUGAAGAUGAAGCUAUAUAG